AUGCCGGCAGCGCGGGGCGUUAAACGUACAGCGUCUAAAUCUUCAGCUGCCACGGCAUCGACGGGACCGAAGAAUAAGAAAAAACGCGGAGCAAUCCAAUUGGAAAUACCAUCUGCUCCCAAGAAAAGAGGUUGUGUGUUAACCUGCGGUCAAGGUGAUGUCGGUCAAUUGGGUUUGGGAGAAGGUGUUCUUGAGACUACAAAAUUCAAGCCUGUGUCAUCUCUCGGGAAUAAGAUAGUGGAUGCUCGUGCUGGAGGCAUGCAUACUAUUGCUUUGGAUAGUGAUGGAAAGGUAUGGACAUUCGGAUGUAACGACGAGGGCGCUCUGGGGAGGCCUACGGCGGGCGACGCGGACGAGGGUGCUCCGCGCGCGGUGGCGCUCCCGCGCGCCGCCGUGGCCGUCGCCGCCGGGGACUCGCACUCCGCCGCCCUGCUAGACAACGGCGAUGUGUAUGCGUGGGGCGCGUUCAGAGACUCGCACGGCAGCAUGGGGCUGGUGGUGCGCGGGCGCGAGGGCAAGGCGUGCCGCGAGCCCGUGCGCGUGGGUGUGGGCGAGCCCGCCGUCGCCGUGGCCAGCGGCGGCGACCACCUCGUCAUACUCACGACAUCGGGGUCGGUGUACACGAUGGGGUGUGGCGAACAAGGACAGCUGGGCCGCCUGUCGCAGCGGUCCGCAUCGCGCGACGCUCGUCAAGGGUUCAGUGCACUGCUAGUGCCAUCCAAAGUGACCCUGAAGGCGGGCGCGUCGCAGAUCUGGGCCGGAUACCACGCGACCUUCGCGCUCGACGCCGCCAGCGAGAAGAUGUUCGCAUGGGGGCUGAAUAACUAUGGGCAGCUCGGUAUAACAGGCGAGAAACGCAAAACGGCGCUGUUCGCACCUAUGGAGUGCGAUGCGUUCGCGGGCAACACGUGGCGCGCUGUCGCCGCCGGCCAGCACCACUCGCUGGCGCUGGACCGCGCCGGCGUCGCGCACGCGCUCGGCCGCUGUGAGUACGGCAGGUUAGGGCUGGGCGAGAAGUCUGGCGACGCGGAAGUGCUGGAACCCAUCCCCAAGCUGCAGAACAAGAAGUGCGUGUGCAUCGCAGCGGGCACCAGCAACUCGUUUGCGGUCACGGAUACAGGUGAGGUGUACGCGUGGGGUAUGGGCAGCGAGGGGCAGCUGGGCACGGGAGCGCGCGCCGACGCCGCCGAGCCGCAGCGCCUGUCGCCCGCAGCCCUGCGGGCCUCCGCCGGCGGACAGCACUCCGUUCUGCUACAGGAAGAUCCCACAGCCCAAAAAGAAGCGUCACCGGCGCCAGAGAAAGAGACAGAAGAAGAGAAGAUAGAGCCAGUAGAAGAGAAGAGACCGAGCAAGAGACAGAAGAAGCAGGAGCAAGAUGAGGAGAUCUCAUCAACUUCUAGUGCGCAGACUGCUGACGUCACGGAGGUGAAACCGGAGAAGAUAAAUGGUAACGAGAAAAAAGAACCUGAAACACAAACAGAAACGGAAACGCCGAUGGAAGUUGAUGAAAAUGACAAAUCACAAGAAAAUAAAGAUGAUAAAAAAAUAGAAGAGCCCAUGGAUCAAACUGAUUCUGAAAAAUCUCAAGACACAUCCAGUCAAGAUACCGACGUUGAGACGAAGGCGGACGUCGAGCUGGCGGAAACGGCAGAAACCGCCCAGCCCGCCGAGUCCGAAACCGCCCAGUCCGCCCAAGCCGCCCAGACCGCCCAGACCGUCACAGAGACCGAGGUCAAUGGCACCGUCGAGACCAAACCCGUCGUCCUCACGACGGCG
Messenger RNA from Brenthis ino (lesser marbled fritillary), 1776 nucleotides. The record is from the annotation of a GenBank genome assembly. NCBI's taxonomy places the organism in Eukaryota, Metazoa, Arthropoda, Insecta, Lepidoptera, Nymphalidae.